UUUGUUGUGAGGGUCGGUUGUCAGGCAGCGGCCAAUCAGGGCAGGGGAUGGAGGCAAGUAAGGGUCGCGCCCGGGAGCGGAGCCUCGGCCUCGGGAGCCGCGGCUGCAGCCCAGUGUUGAGCUGAGAUGGCCCAAGCCUGACAUUCAUGAUCCAGGAUCCUACAUCAGCUGCUGCUGCUACUACUACUACUGUGGAUGAUUUAAGCCACCUGGCAGUCCAGGGCCAGGAGAGGCACUCCCUCUGCCUGGAUGUGUGGGAACUCCCUGCCAACUUGAUUGGUGGGUCUGGGGGGGAUCCACCCCCACCCCAAGAGGAAAAUACCCAUUUUGUGGGUAGAGCUUCAGGUGCCAGUCCCUGAAGGAUGGCCACUCCUGUGGUCACCAAGACGGCUUGGAAGUUGCAGGAGAUUGUCGCCCAUGCCAGCAAUGUGUCCUCUCUGGUGCUGGGAAAGGCCUCUGGGCGACUGCUGGCCACGGGAGGGGAUGACUGUCGCGUCAACCUGUGGUCUAUCAACAAACCCAACUGUAUCAUGAGCCUCACAGGUCAUACAUCCCCUGUGGAGAGUGUCCGCCUCAACACUCCUGAGGAGCUCAUCGUGGCUGGUUCCCAAUCAGGCUCCAUCCGUGUCUGGGACCUGGAAGCUGCCAAAAUUCUGCGCACACUCAUGGGACACAAAGCCAACAUCUGCAGCCUGGAUUUCCACCCUUAUGGCGAGUUUGUAGCCUCCGGUUCCCAGGACACAAAUAUCAAGCUCUGGGACAUCAGGAGAAAAGGCUGUGUCUUCCGGUACAGGGGACACAGCCAGGCUGUGCGGUGUCUGAGGUUCAGCCCUGAUGGGAAGUGGUUGGCAUCAGCUGCAGACGACCACACAGUGAAGCUCUGGGACCUGACUGCUGGCAAGAUGAUGUCCGAGUUCCCUGGUCACACAGGGCCUGUCAAUGUGGUGGAAUUUCACCCCAACGAGUAUCUCCUGGCCUCUGGCAGCUCUGACAGGACAAUCCGCUUUUGGGACCUAGAGAAGUUCCAGGUAGUGAGCUGCAUUGAAGGGGAGCCAGGGCCUGUAAGGAGUGUGCUCUUCAACCCCGACGGCUGCUGCCUGUACAGUGGCUGCCAGGACUCGCUGCGGGUGUACGGCUGGGAGCCCGAGCGCUGCUUUGAUGUGGUCCUCGUCAACUGGGGCAAGGUGGCUGACCUAGCCAUCUGCAAUGACCAGCUGAUAGGUGUGGCCUUCUCCCAGAGCAACGUCUCCUCUUACGUGGUGGACCUGACGCGUGUCACCAGGACAGGCACGGUGGCCCAGGACCCUGUGCAGGACAGCCGGAACCUGACCCAGCAGCUGCCCAACCCCAGCAUCCCUCUCCGUCGCAUCUACGAGCGGCCCAGCACGACCUGCAGCAAGCCUCAGAGGGUGAAGCACAACUCAGAGAGUGAGCGGCGUAGCCCCAGCAGUGAGGAGGAGCGGGAGGAGCGCGAGUCCCAGGCUGAGAUCCAGAAUGCCGAGGACUACAACGAGAUCUUCCAGCCCAAGAACAGCAUCAGCCGGACGCCACCCCGGAGGAGUGAGCCCUUCCCAGCACCCCCGGAGGAUGACACGGCCACGGCAAAGGAGGCCUCAAAGCCCAGCCCUCCCAUGGACGUGCAGGUUCCGGUGCCAAAUCUUGAGGUCCCAUCACGGCCCCCAGUCAUCACCCCCACACCAGCUCCCAAAAGUGAGCCUGCCAUCAUCCCUGCCACGAGGAAUGAGCCCAUUGGGCUGAAGGCCUCUGACUUCCUGCCGGCUGUGAAGAUCCCUCAGCAGGCCGAGCUGGUGGAUGAGGAUGCCAUGUCCCAGAUUCGCAAAGGCCACGACACCAUGUGUGUGGUGCUCACCAGCCGCCACAAGAACCUGGACACAGUGCGGGCUGUGUGGACCACAGGUGACAUCAAGACGUCGGUGGACUCUGCGGUAGCCAUCAAUGACCUGUCUGUGGUCGUGGACCUCCUGAACAUCGUCAACCAGAAGGCCUCCCUGUGGAAGCUGGACCUGUGCACUACAGUGCUGCCCCAGAUCGAGAAGCUCCUGCAGAGCAAGUAUGAGAGCUACGUCCAGACAGGCUGCACCUCCCUGAAGCUGAUCCUUCAGCGGUUUCUGCCCCUCAUCACUGACAUCCUGGCAGCCCCGCCCUCUGUGGGGGUUGACAUCAGCCGCGAGGAGAGGCUGCACAAGUGCCGGCUCUGCUACAAGCAACUCAAGAGUAUCAGUGGCCUCGUCAAGACCAAGUCAAGCCUGAGCGGCCGCCACGGCAGUGCCUUCCGGGAGCUGCACUUGCUCAUGGCCAGUUUGGACUGAGGAGCCCUGCAGGGGUAGGGGGGCGCCUGGCAGCCCCCAGUGUCUGCUACUACACUCCUGUUCCCUGUGUGCCACUGGCAGUGAGCCUCUGCCCCGUGCCCUUGGCUGUUCCUGGGGCUAGACUGGAGGCAACAGCACAGGCUACUGGCACCUCCACAGCCCUGAACUGAGACAACUUCCUCUCCAGCGAUGGCUGCCCAGCUUUGCCCAACUCUUGCUUCUUGGGACAGCAAACCGAGCUCUGGGGCUGCUGCUGUAAUUUAUAAGGUGAAAUUUAUUAAAUUUGUAACUAUUCCC
Messenger RNA from Dipodomys ordii (Ord's kangaroo rat), 2627 nucleotides. It is a transcript of the gene Katnb1, whose product is annotated as katanin p80 (WD repeat containing) subunit B 1. The transcript is spliced from 20 exons. Gene Ontology annotation, cellular component: katanin complex. Gene Ontology annotation, molecular function: microtubule binding. Gene Ontology annotation, biological process: microtubule severing; microtubule depolymerization. The record is from RefSeq and is a predicted model, not a curated record. Bases 363 to 2330 code for a protein of 655 amino acids. NCBI's taxonomy places the organism in Eukaryota, Metazoa, Chordata, Mammalia, Rodentia, Heteromyidae.